Apus apus (common swift) is the source of this 6422-nucleotide messenger RNA. It is a transcript of the gene ANO5, whose product is annotated as anoctamin 5. The record is from RefSeq and is a predicted model, not a curated record. The transcript is spliced from 23 exons. Bases 92 to 2923 code for a protein of 943 amino acids. Gene Ontology annotation, molecular function: chloride channel activity; protein dimerization activity. Gene Ontology annotation, biological process: chloride transmembrane transport. NCBI's taxonomy places the organism in Eukaryota, Metazoa, Chordata, Aves, Apodiformes, Apodidae. Gene Ontology annotation, cellular component: plasma membrane.
ACUGACUCACCCCCUCUUCUCCCAUCCGCUCCCGGGAGGCAUCCCCCGAGCCGCGGGCGUGAAAGGAGAAGAAGAGAAAAAAGCGGCUACCAUGAAUCGUUUGGGGAAGAAAGGCAAUGAGACCCUUAUCGAGAUGGCUCUGUCUGCGGAUGAUGACAUUGCUGUUCUCACCAAGUUCAAGCCAUCAUGGUCAAAAGGGGAAGAACUCAAUGGACCUUUAUGUGAAACUAUUUCAGCAUCAGGAUCAGAAGCCCCAAGCAGCUCUGAGGGCCUAAACAGCACUGAGACUACUUUACUCAUCCCCGAACAUCAAGUGCGUGGAAGGAGAUAUAAUCUGUUCCUGAAGCGACGUCUCAGGAUUGAUAAAAGACAUCAGAGCAAAGAUUCUAUUUUCUUCAGGGAUGGUGUCAGGAGAAUUGAUUUUGUUCUCUCCUAUGUGGAUGAUCUUAAUAAGGAAUGGGAAAAAAAGUUGGAAAGAAGAAAAGAAUUUGAGAGCAAUCUGCAAAAGGCUGGUUUGGAACUAGAAACAGAAGAUAAGAAGGAGUCUGAGGAUGGCAAGAUUUUUUUUGUGAAGAUCCAUGCCCCAUGGGAGGUUCUGAUCACAUAUGCUGAAGUGCUGAAUAUUAAAGUUCCCAUCAAGGAAAAUGACAUUCCCUCCAUGGUGGAGAACCCCCUAGACUGUAUGCUGGCCCCACUCAGGCUUCCCGAGAAGGUGAUGCAUCCUGAACCAGAUUACUUCACAGCACCAUUCAGCAAGGACAAGCAGGAGCUGUACCUCAUUAAUGACGAGAGCACUUUCUUCUCACCAUCCAUGAGAAACAGAAUAGUUAAUUAUAUCCUUACACGUUGCCCAUAUGGAACAGAAGAAGGGAAGAAAAAGUUUGGGAUUAAGAGACUGCUAAAUAAUGGCACCUAUUCAGCUGCAUAUCCUCUUCAUGAUUGCCAAUACUGGAAGAAGGCAAAUGAUCCCAACUGUGACAACGAGAGAUACACGUUGUACAUGGAGUGGGCCCGAUUCUUGAGGUUCUACAAAGAACAGCCUUUGGACCUCAUCAGGAAGUACUAUGGUGAGAAGAUCGGAAUCUAUUUUGCCUGGCUAGGAUUUUACACCGAGAUGCUAUUCCUUGCAGCAGUUGUUGGCUUAUUCUGUUUUCUUUAUGGCUUGUUUACAAUGGAUGAAAAUAUGAGCAGCAAGGAAAUCUGUGACCCUGAAAUUGGAGGAGAGAUCAUCAUGUGCCCUCUUUGUGACCGAGAGUGUGACUACUGGAGACUAAACACCACCUGUGAGUCCUCACAGUAUUCCCAUCUGUUUGACAAUGUGGCAACUCUCUUUUUUGCCAUUUUCAUGGGCAUAUGGGUUACACUUUUCCUGGAGUUCUGGAAGAGACGGCAAGCUAGACUGAAAUAUGAGUGGGAUUUGGUUGAUUUUGAAGAGGAGCAGCAACAGCUCCAGCUGAGGCCUGAGUAUGAAGCUAAAUGUACCCAAAAGAAGAAGAACCCCGUAACUCAGGAGAUGGAGCCUUAUUUGCCUAUAACUAGCCAGGCUGUGCGGUUCUGCAUCUCAGGAACUACAGUGUUGUUCUGGGUGUCCCUGAUCAUAGCCAGCAUGAUAGCUGUGAUCGUGUAUCGCCUGGCAGUCUAUGCCGCCUUCGCCAGCCUGAUGGAGAACACUCAGACUUUACAGCCCAUCCGAGGUUUGCUGACCCCUCAGCUGGCCACUUCAGUCACAGCCUCGUGCCUGAAUUUUGUCAUCAUCAUGAUCCUGAAUUUCUUGUAUGAGAGAAUAGCCAUCUGGAUUACUGAUAUGGAGAUUCCCAGAACUCAUAUGGAGUAUGAGAACAGGCUCACUAUGAAAAUGUUUCUGUUCCAGUUUGUCAACUACUAUUCAUCUUGCUUCUACGUGGCCUUCUUCAAAGGGAAGUUUGUUGGUUACCCUGGUGCCUACACAUACAUGUUUAAUCGUUGGCGAAAUGAAGAGUGUGAUCCUGCAGGCUGUUUGAUAGAACUGACGACCCAGCUGACCAUAGUCAUGGCUGGCAAGCAGAUCUGGGGCAAUAUCCAGGAGGCCAUUGUACCCUGGAUUUGUAACUGGUGGGGUCGCCGGAAAGCCAGAAAUAAUCCAGAGAAUUUAUACAGUCGCUGGGAGCAAGACCAUGAUCUGCAGACAUUUGGAGCCUUAGGCUUGUUCUAUGAAUACCUAGAAAUGGUCAUUCAGUUUGGAUUCAUUACCCUCUUUGUGGCAUCCUUUCCCUUGGCUCCCCUUCUUGCUCUGAUGAAUAAUAUCCUGGAGAUUCGAGUAGACUCCUGGAAAUUAACCACUCAGUACAGGAGACCUGUGGCUGCAAAAGCACAUAGCAUAGGAGUUUGGCAAGAAAUCCUGAACGCAAUGGCCAUCUUGUCUGUUGUCACUAACGCUUUUAUUGUUGCAUUCACGUCAGAUAUGAUUCCUCGUUUAGUUUAUUACUAUGCUUAUUCGGAAAGUGAAGACUCACCCAUGUCUGGAUACAUAAACAAUAGUUUGUCAGUGUUUCUGAUCUCAGAUUUUCCUGACAGAAACAAGCCCAAAAUAAAUCCUGAAAACUUUUCUGUAUGCAGAUACAGAGACUAUCGAUAUCCUCCAGAUCAUGAGAGGAGAUAUUUGCACUCUAUGCAGUUCUGGCACAUUCUUGCUGCAAAACUGGCCUUUAUCAUUAUUAUGGAGCAUGUUGUGUUCAUCGUCAAGUUCUUUGUAGCAUGGAUGAUUCCUGAUGUCCCUUCAGAUGUGAAAGCCAAAAUAAAACGUGAAAAAUACUUGACACAGAAAAUCCUACAUGAGUAUGAACUUGAAAAGCUGAAGGAGAGGCUGUGUCAAGGUGAUAAAGGAGCCACGGAGAAGGAGUUCAUCGCCACAGAAGGGAGAAUGGAGUUAUCCAGAGCAAUGUAGUUGGAAAAACAACUGUUUGGAAUUUAGCUCAUUUCAGCUUUUUAUCUGUGGUUUGCUCAGUAUGCAGCAUCUUGAAAGCUAUAGGACAGUUUCAACCCUUUGCUUUCAGUCCAAAGAUUUGAGACUUCGAAAGGAAAGUCUUACUGAGCAUUCUGUGUUUAGUAAAUCUACUUAACUGUAUGACUUCAGCACUGUUUUCUAUCUACCCAUCACUUUAAAUAAUACGUGUAAUCUUGCAAUCCUAGAAUUUGGAUUCCCACUAUAGGGAAUGUUACCCUUGAAGGGCUCACAGGAUAUGAUAAGGUCAUUACCACCAAGCUCCCCCCCUGUUGCUAAAUGCAAUGUUCCAGGCUGUAUCCCAAUUGAAUCAAAAGGAUGUCAUAGAGGAGUCCUAUUGUGGAAAAUGCUGAGAAUUAUUAUUAUUUUUAGGACAUGAUAGGAGAACACUCCUGAUAAAAGGGUUAGGGUUGGGGCUUUUUUUGUAUCCACUAUGUCUUAUGAAACAUUUGUUUCAGCUUUGAACUUCUAUACACCUUUUAGAAGGAAUUGAUUUUUAAAGAUGUAUUGGCUGAAUUCCACUUGGAAUUAUUUAUAGGCACAGAAUUCAGUUAAUCCAUAUUAAUGAAGGAAAAAAACCCAGAAUUUAUUUUCAUAAGGAUAUCAUCUGCAAAAGAGUUUGCUCUUUAAAUGCAAAUAGUGUAGAACCAUCUAAUUACAGUGGUUUUUGAAAAGAUGUGUAUGAUUUGGAGAAAUACAGCUUAUUUAUUCCUCAGUCUCUAAAACUGCCAUUGGAGGAUAGUGCUGGACGUUAGUUUUGGCCAAAGCUGCUCCUUUGUUUGGAGUCUUUGUUUGGGUUCUCUGUGAAUGCCAGCAAAGGGCUAAAGGUGUGUUUCUGUACUUGAUGCAUACCAUGGGGUAUGGCUGCUCAGCACAGGGGUUUGGGAGCUGGACUGUCACACUGAGUGUUCUAGCUGGUUUGCACCUGCUUUGUAUUCAAAAGAUGUUAAUAAGCAUGCCAUAUAAUCUAUGUUUACAUUGUUGUUGUCUGUAUACAUAGGAGCCUGGGUUUUGGUUUUGUUGGGUUUUUUUACAAUUAAGAAGGAAUUUUUUUCCUGUUUUGUCAUGGGGCUUUUCUACAAAGUUACAUUUAUAAAUAUAUAAUAAUUACUUGUGCAAAGUGGCUACUAGCUGCUGAUGAAUGUGCCCUCAUUUUAUAAUUUGAAGCAGUUAGGCAUUGUUAUGGUUUUGCUGUAUAUUUAAACAUAUCAACACUUCCAUGCUUAGUGCCUUGUUUAUUUGCAUUUGGCAAAAGAUGUGAAAAUGAUUACUAUGGGGAAAUGCCCAUUUCCCCAGUGUGCUUGCAGGCGUGAUCCUAUGAACCUGCACACAGAGCUGUACAGUGUUAGCCAAACCAUGCCUGCCUUGGCACACCUCUGUCUUAGUGCUAUACCAACUGUUCCCAGGGAGCAGUUCAUACCUAGACUGUUUAAAGUAGCACCAAACUGUUGAGUUCUCUCACGCUGAAGUACACUAGUUAGAGAGAUUAGGAAUUUUACUAUAUUUGCACUUUGAAAGCUAUACUUCCUUGCAAGUAUACACAAAAAAAUAGAGAUUUGUAUUCCAUAUCAGCCAACCAAUGUACUGUUUACUAGAGCCAUAACUUAAGGUUUGCAUAUUUUGUUUUAGCAAACCAAGCCUCCAUCUUGGAAUACUUGGCUAGUAACCUAAAUGGUGUAAGAGUUUUAAAUCAAUGCCUUGUGUAGAAUCAUUGUUAUCAGCAGAAGUUUUAAUGUUGAAGUGCCUACCUCGAAUAAACAUCCCAUGGUUUGGCUGCCAGUCAAGGAGGUGAAGCAGAUGUACAUUUCUUGUGACUCUUAAGUUAAUUCAGCUUCAUUCUGUAAGUUUGUUUGGUAAAUCAAGCAUGUUGGCACAUCAUGUUUGUGAUGAACUGACCAUGUUCUUGAAUAUUCAGCUAUAUUUGAAGUAAAGGAUUUAUUGGAGAAAUGCAUGUAUAAAUAAAUUAGCUCUGCUGCUUAAUGUAUAAGCCAAAGAAGAUUUAUCAAUCACCAGAAUGAUUUAUGUGGCACCAGAAUUCACACCAUGCAAGCACUUUACUGCUUCUUAGAUGGAUAUUGUUAACUAAACUGCUGGAUUUAGCUGUCACAUCUUGUUACUGGUAGCAACCCAAACAGUGGCUUCUAAGGGUCAGGUGAAGAGAUGCAAACCCAUAUUUCUAUGCAAAGCAUGCAGUCUGAUUGAAGCUGAAAACAAUGGGGAAAUUCAGCAUUAGAUGCACUAUUCCUGCUUUGAAACAUUCAUGUCUUCGGGUCCUUUAAGUGUCCUCAUAUACUACCACUUGAAAAGGUGUCAGCAAAAUAGAUGUAUUGUGAGUGAAUAAUGCCAUUUAAAAGCAAGAUGGAGGAAAAGAAGGAAAUACCUUAGUCUGGGAUACAGCAUUAAUAAGUAGAAGCCCUGUAUGCAGACCCUGAAUUGGAACUGGUGUUUCGACCCCUACUUCUUGCUUCUUCCAAACUUAUUUCUUGAGACCACUUCCUAUUUACUGCUAUACAAACAUGUUUUGCAUAGAUUGCAUCAUAAACUAGAAAGUGGAAAAAAUAUGGGAUAAUUUUAUUUAAAAAGAAAUAUAUAUCUUAAAACUGUAUCAUUACACUUCAUAGCAUUUCUUCAUAUAUAGAAACUGUUGAAAAGAGAAUGCGUUGUCAUAGUAAGAGCUAAUGUCACAUAAUAAUCUAACAACUCUUUACAUAAUAGUUUUUAUUUUCUUGUCAUUAAGCAGUAUUUUGACAAAAGAUUAUUAGAAUGAUUAGAAUUAUAAUGGUUCACCUACACACAUGCACAUACACAUUUCCUAAAGUGUUCUUUAAAAGUGACAAAAAGAAGAAAAAUGGACUGGUCCGUUUGGGAAUAUGCUUAUUCUUACUGUUGGAAUACUUGAUUUUGAUGUGUUUAAUACAAGUAUUUAGAAGUGUCCUUUAACCAAAGUGAAGGUAGUUCUGUGUUGGAACUACUGUAAUAUAAGCAACAGUGGAUUGCUUCAUUAGAAUUAGUUAGAAAAUUGGCCUUUCAAGUGUAAUGCAAUCAGGGAUUAUUUUUUUUUCCAAUUAAAAUUUAGUCUUUUUACCUUGGAAAGAUUUUAUGUGGUAUGUUCUAAGCAAAUGACUGCAAAGAGUGCUACUUUAAGACACUAUACUGUUUUUUUUCUAGUAGUUGUUGUUAUUAUGCUUUUAAUGUAAUAUUGUCAGCUUGAAACAACAGAAGGGAGUGAAAAUAGAUGGACUAUCCUACUGUUCUAUGUGUACUGCCUGUUAUGACUUGUACUGUCAUAUAAUCUGAGUGGCAUUUUUGUCUGCUAAGUGUGUUGCUGUUAUGUAUGAUACACUAAUGUUGGAAUAAUUUUUUAAGCAUUGCAUUCAGCUAACUUACGUAUGGACAUUGAAUAAGAUCUACAUCUGGCAAAUAAAGCAGCGUUUAUUUUUAA